GUACUUGUAAAAUUGGGGUUAAAGAUGUUUCCAAUAGCCAAUAGUUCCUUCUUUCGCCCCACAUUUCACGCUUUUCCAAACCAAUCUUCACUCUCUUCUGCUCAACCAACUCAAUACGAUGCAGCGAGCAGCAUGAAAUGAAAUAAAAUGUCUUUUCAACCUUCAACCUUCGCAAUGUCAAUGCUGCAUCAACGCAUCAUCAUCAUCUUCAUGCUUCUUCUACCCCUCACCUCCGUCAUCGCCUCCGAACCUUGCCGAUUCUCUUUUCCCGACGGAGACCGUCUCUACAAUUACACCCUCUCUUCUCCCAUCCGCAACUUUCCUCACGGCAUCCUCAGCGAAGACGGGUUUUACAAAGUGGCAGUAAACGAGACCACACUUUGGUUUCAGCUUUGCGAUGGAAUGGUUUUCAAUCAUGACCCUCCAGUAUGUGCUGACUGCUGGGAUUGUGGAGGCCCAAAUCAAUGUGGGACUCGGUGCAACGCACUCGUGGCAAACAAAGUUGGAGGUUAUCAUGUAUGCACAGCCAUAGGACGUGGCCCAAAAGUAGAUAUUGAUAUAAUUGAUAAGAAAAAUCCCCAUACUGGUGUCAUUUUUAAAAUGUCAAACAGUGGCCCUAAGUUCAACUGUUCGCUAGCUGUAUCUGUUAUUUGCAAUUCAAAUGGAGUGCAGGGACCACAAUCUCUGGAGAGAUUAGGUGCCUGUGAUUAUGUUACAGAGCUGAAGCACCCAUCCGGUUGUGCCGUCAUUAUAAAUGUUCAUGGAGGAGGGUUGGGGUGGUUUGGCACCUUAAUGAUCAUUGUUUUGUGCCUUUUUGCUGCAUAUCUCCUGGCUGGUAUAGUUUACCGAUUUUUCUUCCUUGGGAUUCGUGGUGUAGAUAUUAUCCCUAACUUGGACUUCUGGAUCAGCUUGCCUAGGAGAACACAGAGUCUGUGUUCUUCUUUGGUGAGGAGGUUUAAGGGACCGUCUGAAAGUUACCGGAGCUCCUAUUCACCUGUGAAUUUCUGAGAUUAUAUUUUCGAUUCUGGAUUUAUCUGGUGAAUUUCUAACGGAAAAUCUUACACAUACGAGGCAAACAUUCUGCAGACAAAUGCAGAAAAUUCCUUUUUCAGAUACCCUAUUGGUCAGUUCUGAGCUUCCUUGAUAUGGAACAUUCCUCAGAAAUCUGUAAUUCUUUUCUGAUUAUCCCUCCAUGAAUUUAGCAUUUAUCAUCUUUGAAAGACUAGGGGAAAGGGCUGGAGGAAGAAGAAGAAAACAAGAUAACACAAAAAAGAAAGUCGGGAUAAUUCUUUAAGAAAGGAGGGAUUGAUUAUAAAGGAGCUAAUCUAAUAAUUUUGGUAGACAUUCUUUGGUAUAAUCAGAUAAUUGAAUCAAAUUGUAACUUUUAUUUUUUUUAGUUUGACCAUUAAUUCUUUUGUUUCUCAUAUUGUAAUCGUUCUUGCAUUUCUACUUGAUUCGAUAUGAAUUGGGCGUGCCUUAAUGCUUUUAGCUUUCUGCCAAAGAUGGGCCAGUAUAUCCACACUAUAAUGUAAGGUCAAUGGUCAGCAUUAAUCUCUUGUCUCGAGUCA
Messenger RNA from Vigna unguiculata (cowpea), 1568 nucleotides. Its product is annotated as autophagy-like protein. The record is from RefSeq and is a predicted model, not a curated record. Lineage: Eukaryota; Viridiplantae; Streptophyta; Magnoliopsida; Fabales; Fabaceae.